CCUCUUCCCUUCCCCGCGGCCGCCAUUUUGUGAGAGCCAGAAAGAGAGAGGACGUCUGAGGGUUGCUCCGCCGCCUUCGCAGCUGCCGCCGUCGCCGUGAGGAGAGCCGAGGGAAGGGGGUCUCGCCGCGCGCCCUUAGCCGCCCACUCUCUUUCCCCACUCGCCCCCCGGCCCCUGCCCCUCCUUCGCCGGCCAUGCCCUCCUCGCCGCUCCGGGUGGCUGUGGUCUGCUCCAGCAACCAAAACCGCAGCAUGGAGGCCCACAAUAUCCUCAGCAAACGUGGCUUCAGCGUUCGAUCCUUUGGCACUGGGACUCAUGUGAAACUGCCAGGACCUGCUCCGGACAAGCCAAACGUUUACGAUUUCAAAACGACAUACGAUCAGAUGUACAGUGAUCUCCUUAGGAAAGACAAAGAACUCUAUACACAGAACGGGAUCUUGCACAUGCUGGACAGAAACAAGCGGAUCAAACCACGGCCGGAAAGGUUCCAGAGCUGCAAAGACGUCUUUGAUCUCAUCUUGACGUGUGAAGAAAGAGUCUAUGAUCAAGUAGUAGAAGAUUUAAAUUCCAGAGAACAGGAGACGUGUCAGCCCGUACAUGUGAUAAAUGUGGACAUUCAGGAUAAUCACGAGGAGGCGACGUUGGGAGCUUUUCUUAUCUGCGAGCUAUGUCAAUGUAUACAGCACACGGAAGACAUGGAAAACGAAAUAGACGAAUUGCUACAGGAAUUUGAAGAGAAAAGCGGUCGGACUUUUCUGCACACGGUUUGCUUCUAUUGAAAGCACGCCCAUCUCCUUCUCUAGGCCUUACACUUGCAGACAAAAGAAGCACGUGGUUACAUUCUGAAUCGACUGGACUUUCAUUCGACUCCUUGGAGAGUGACUUUACAACUUCCUCUCUUUUUUUUUCAUUGUUGCUGUUUAAAUCCCCCCCCUUCCUCCGUGGGUUUUUUGGGGGGUGUUUCGACGUUGAAACACAAGAAUGAACUGUGUGGAUGAAAACAAAAAGACAUUAUUAUAAACAUAAAUGCUGCUUUAUUUAAGAGAGAGUAAAAAAAAUCAAGAUUUUUUUAACCCCCACCCGCCCCCGGUCUUCUCUCCUCUCCCCUCCUUCAAUAUCCUACUUUAAGUUAUCAGUAGGGUUUUUAUUCUAAAGGUAAUAUUUCCAGAAUGGUAUUGCUUGUAUUUUCCAGCUAAAGAAAGGUUUUAUUUUUGUUGUCUUGGAGGUUUAUUUUGUGGAGCGGGCGGGGGGGGGGGAUACCUUUUUUAUUUUAAUGGAAUGGAC
This is a messenger RNA of Gekko japonicus, 1284 nucleotides long. It is a transcript of the gene SSU72, whose product is annotated as SSU72 homolog, RNA polymerase II CTD phosphatase. The record is from RefSeq and is a predicted model, not a curated record. Gene Ontology annotation, molecular function: RNA polymerase II CTD heptapeptide repeat phosphatase activity. The coding region runs from base 195 to 779 and encodes 194 amino acids. The transcript is spliced from 5 exons. Lineage: Eukaryota; Metazoa; Chordata; Lepidosauria; Squamata; Gekkonidae. Gene Ontology annotation, cellular component: nucleus; mRNA cleavage and polyadenylation specificity factor complex. Gene Ontology annotation, biological process: termination of RNA polymerase II transcription.